Striga hermonthica is the source of this 714-nucleotide messenger RNA. NCBI's taxonomy places the organism in Eukaryota, Viridiplantae, Streptophyta, Magnoliopsida, Lamiales, Orobanchaceae. The record is from the annotation of a GenBank genome assembly.
AUGACGCGGCGCUCGCAUUGCAACGCCAACGGCCACCACAACACGCCCACCUGCGGCGGUGGAGGCGGGGGGCUGAGGCUGUUCGGCGUGAGGCUGACGGAUGGAUCGUUCAUAAAGAAGAGCGCGAGCAUGGGCAACCUCUCGCAUUCCUCCGCCGCGCCGGAGCCCGCCGGUGGGUACCACUCUGACGAUCCCGACCGCGGAGGCGCCACCGCCGCUCUCCGGCUGCCGCCCAUCAGGAAGAGAGGAAUACCAUGGACAGAGGAAGAACACAGGCAAUUCCUGUUAGGUCUGCAGCAGUUAGGAAAAGGUAAUUGGCGUGGAAUUUCGAAAGGUUAUGUUCGUUCGAGGACUCCAACUCAGGAAACGAGUCCAACGUCAAACACGCGACAGCUCAGCAUCCCAUCUCCACAGGCAGUUACCGCCAAUGAAAGCGAAAAGCUCAUGCUGACAUCAUCAUCAUCAUCCUCGUCAUCUCAAGGGGCAAUAUCGUCUCUCGACCUUUCUCUAAAGCCGGCUUUCACGUCUCUUGACCAUUCUCUUGAAGACAACAAAGCACGAAAAUCUCAACAUCAUCAGAUUAUUACGAAUGUGCCGGCUGUGCAAGAACCCAUGAAGGAGCUCUUGGGCAUGUCUCAGUUGACUUUAGGGGAGACCGGCAUUUUGCAGAAUGAGGCUUUGACUUUCUCUCUGAGUGUAGCCGAAAAUCCGUAG